AUGAAUUCCCUUCGUGCACACCAAAAGCAUUCAUCACCACCAAGAUCGAAGAAGAACAACAACAACAUUUGGCAUUCCAUUGAAACACCUCUUCACAUGACACCAUCUUGCAGCAGUAAUAGUAAUAGAAAACCGAUGAUGAACACCUUCUCAACAUCCCCUUCUUUGACAUUCCAGCAACCUCAAAAUUUUUACAUGUUCAGUUGUUUUCAAGAAGAUGAAACAGUGUGUCGCACCAACCAUGAGAAUGAACACCACCACAGCAUGCUGGAUAAGCUUUUGAAUUGUUUAGUGGUACAGGCGCCUUUUUAUCUUCAAUGCAACAGCAGCGAGUCAGGAGGAGGAGGAGGAAUUCGACACACCCAACAACAUGUUGUUGUUGUAGAUUCUCACUCCACUGUCGCACAACAUGAUGUAGAGUCAGCACCAAGCACUGAGGAAAACAACUCCCAUCGAGUUCUAUCAUCAUCUUCUUCACAGCAUGCGACUAUGAGUGUAUUAACACCUCCGCCAUCAUGGCUACAACAUGCAUCAUUACUUGAGAACAUCAGACAAGAUCCUUUGCAACAUGUGAAGGAUUUGCAACACACACAUCUCUCUAGACUUCUCACGUAUAUUCAUAACAAGAAAGAAACAUUCACAUGUUUGAAAUUUGAUAUAUUCUCAGCACCAAAUGCUCAACAUAAAGAGAGAAUUAACAAAGCAAUGAGUGCUGUCUAUGUGGUUUCAGGAAUACUAUACUUUCCAAAAAAGGAAUACAUUCGGUGGAGUUUAAAAGCCAUGUUGGACGCUCUCAGAACACGAAAGAGUUAUCGAGAAGAAAUUCGAUUUGGAUUUUAG
Naegleria fowleri is the source of this 840-nucleotide messenger RNA. RefSeq lists its product as uncharacterized. NCBI's taxonomy places the organism in Eukaryota, Heterolobosea, Eutetramitea, Acrasida, Naegleriidae. The transcript has a single exon. The coding region runs from base 1 to 840 and encodes 279 amino acids. The record is from RefSeq and is a predicted model, not a curated record.